AUGAAGUCAGGACGCAACGAUGCCAAGAGAUAUAUUUCAUUCGGCGUCCCAGACUUUGAGACUUCUCAGAAAAACAGGAGCGUCUUUAAGGGCUUUUUCGCCAAGCUGACUGGUGCUAAUACUUCACAUCAUAGAAAUGGCAACUCGAAAGUUCGGAUAACUAACACUACUCAUAAUCCAGACAAUUCUGUAAGUGAACUGAACGAAGAGUCAAACAUAAGUCUUCCUGUUUUAAGGGAAAAUACGUCUGAAAAGAUAUCUGGAGUUUCUUCAUCUGCACAUUCACCGGGGUUAUCCGAAAGACGUUAUUGGAUGCAAGAUGAGAGUUGUAAAUUUUGUUUUGAGUGUGGUUCGCGUUUCACAACAAUCCGUCGAAAGCAUCACUGUCGUGUUUGUGGGAGGAUAUUUUGUAAUCAGUGCAGUAACCAGUUGGUUGAAGGAACUCAAAUUGGUCUUGAUGGCCUUCAGCGAGCUUGCAGUUAUUGCGCUGAAGUGUUGAUUUCUAACAACUCGAAGAAACCAGAAAAUUUAUUAUCUAAACAUACUGUUCGAUCAUUAAAUGCAGAUAAUGUUUAUGGUUUAAAGAGAAAUAUGAGUUCAACAGACCAAAAAUUGAAAACCACUUUGUCAGAUUCUAUUUCUACUAAUGUUAGCCAUCUUUCUAACCAAAAUAUUCGUAUGAAUAAUAGUUUGGCGACUGUGUCGAAUGCAAAAGGACUGUUAAAUUCAACUUUACGCUUCCGUAGACAAACUGUAGAUUCAUUUAUCCCGCGUUACUCUGUUUCUACCAAUUCAACAGACGAAGGUACAGAUUUAUUUCCCGCCUAUGUUUCAACAACAUUCACGAGUGGCAGCCUUACCCAUGGUCUGUCAUCUCCACCUGAAUCCACUGAAGAAAGAAAACAUCAUACCAUGGGAUCAAGUGCCUUCCAUGUAAUUCAUCGUACACCAUGUAAAAAGAAAAACCUGAUUUUAGACAAUUCUAUAGAUACUUCUGUUGAUAAUGUUUCAUUUAACAAAUUAUCUUCAGCUCAUUCAUUCGAAUGCUUACUCAGUAGUACAUCAACAUCAAUAUUUGAUUCAGAUCAAGAAGUGUAUCUCUUGUGGUUAAAACUCUGGGCUAAUUCUUCACAGAAUUCCUCAGUUCCGAUUACAGCUACUUCAAAGUUAAGUACUGUUUCAACUGAAUCAUACGGUCUUGUGCAUAGACAUUCAAAUGAAAAUUUGACAAAAGACGACAGUUCAUCUAAAUUGUUACAGUUAUUUAAGUUGAAAAAAGAAACUGAGGAAUUUUAUUGUGUUUAUGGUCUAGUAUUGGUUUAUUGGUUAGUCAAUAACAUUCCCGAAUUGAAACGCUGUAGGAUGAAAGGGCGUAUUGUUUGUCAGAAAUUUAUGGAUCUUGGUCUACUAACUGACUUACAGGACUUUAAUUGCAAAGAAUUUCAUGAUGACUUCACAUUUUAUAAACUGAAAGAGAUUGAUUCACUCAGUCGAUCUUAUCAUGCAAUAAGCCCAAGAAGAAAGACAACAAAUUCAAUAUGUUUUGACAAUGAUUUACUUCGUGUUAACUCGAGUACUUAUGGAAGUACUACUGGAAUUGAUGAACCUGACUGGUUAUUAGAAAUUAAUGGUCAUGAUAAUAAAAGCUCUGGAUCUUCAACACCCUUUUUAAUGGAAGGUUUUACUGAUGGUGAAUCAAAACCAUCUACAGUUCCUUAUAAUGAUUCUACUACAUCCAAUUUUGAAGUUGGACAAGAUGUUAGUCGAAUGCGAGAUUACAAUCUUGAGGGGUCGGAAUCACCAAAGAAAUGGCGAUAUAUUUCACAAUUAACUUCUGCUAUCAGACAGGAAUCAAAUGCUGCAACACAACUUGAUGGUAUUACACGUAUAAGCAAGCAAGAAUAUAUUUACAAUAUCAAAAGUAUAGUCGAUGAAUAUAUAUAUCAGUUGGUUUUACAAGAUGUUCGGGAUAAUGCUUUAGAUCCUUAUUGGGUUCCAGUUUUAAUUCGUUUGGCUUGGGAUGUCUGUCAUACUGUUCGCUUUGAUUUACGAUCCACUGGUAUGCGUUACUUUCAGUUUAACCGGCAACAACAGCAAAAACAGGCACAUUCAACGUCUAAUGAAGCUGCGGCAAACAAUAACGCGGUACAAAAUAGUCCGGCAAAUUCUAAUCUUUCUCGUAAACAAAAUUCUUAUUCACCAAUGGAUAUCCGAUAUUAUGUACAUAUUAAAAAGCUCUUAGAUAAAGAUAUGAACAAUUCAAAUAUAUUCUCUGGUACUAUUUUUUCUCAACGUCCAACUCAUAAAUUAAUGCCAACAGUUUUGAAUAAUCCACGAAUACUUCUUCUAGAUUCAUCUAUAAGUUAUCAAAGGACAACUUCUAAAAUGGCAUGGUUGGAGUCUCAGAUUAUGCAGGAAGAAGAAUAUAUCACCAACUGUGUAUGUAAAAUACUUUGUUUACAUCCAAACAUCAUAUUUGUUAGUGGAACUGUUUGUCAUAUAGCACAGAAUUUUAUUUUCAAAUCAGGAAUUAUCUUAUUUUCUAAUGUAAAACAAUCAGUGUUAUAUCGUAUUGCUCGAAUGACAGGUGCAGAUAUCUUAGAUUCUGUUGAUCGUUUAAUGGGUAAUCCUGCAAGGAAAUCGGAUAACAACCUUCAAAAAUCAUCGACACGUCUUGGUGUAUGUCAUCAUUUUGAAGUGAAACAAAUACAUUUACCAGAUAAUUCGACAAAAUUCUUAACCUUCAUUGAAAAUAAUUCAGGCGAAUCUGGUAUAGCUCCAAAUCCGUCUGAGACUAACACACCUACAAGUCCUAUUCGUUAUAUUACCCAUGAAGCAACUGUUAUUCUACGUGGGCAUGAUAUUGCUUCAGUUAUUCGUGCAAAGCGUUGUUUUCUAUUUGCACUACGCUUAUGCUAUAAUGCUCAAUUAGAAUUAUCCUAUUCAAAUAAUGAUCAUAAUUUUCAUCUGUCGAAUGUAUCCAUCAGUCAAGGAAUACAAUCAUCAAAGAAUCGUGUGCAAUCUCUUCAGAAAGCCUGUGUUAGAUACAGUAAUGACGAUCCAUCAGUUUCUUCUCCAGUAUUAAGAAAAACAGCUUUGACUUUACCAUCUAGUGUGCUUAAUGCUAAUUCUACUAUAAAUGACCAGAUUAUUGGUGCUCAGUGCAAUGAAUCAGAUGCUGGUGCUUGUUCAGAUUUAGCAAUCUAUUUAAAUGGACGUCUUUUAUCAGUUUCACCGAGUGUUGAAUUUCGUUUACCGUAUUUAGCGUCUAGAGAAGGCGAACUAGCCUACUUGUACGCCUAUUAUACAUAUGUAGUUGAUUGGUCAUUUGGACGCAGAUUGAAUGAUUUAAUGAAACGUAAACUGAAAGUUGUGUGCAGUGAAUUGAAAGCAUUUGAAUAUCAUCGUAUAAAUGCGAAGGCAAAUAAUCACAGUUUGGAAGACAGCAAACAUACUGAGUUAUACCAUCCAUUUACAAAACGAAAUUUAGAAAUUUCUGCAUCUAAUGAACAUCACACUUCAAAAUCUGCUCUUUAUAAUUCAUAUUUUUCUGAUGAAGAUAUCAAAAACACUUUUGCACUUGAUGGAAUAAUCAUUUCUAAAACGCUUACAUCAUCUGAUGAGGCCUUGUAUACUGAUUAUAAAGCUCGAGCGUAUAUGAAUUGUGUUGAAAAAAACAAUGGAGAAGUUUCUCGUUCAUUUCCACGUCUUUGGGCUGGUAUAGGUAGUAUCCUGUCUGGUCAUUGGGAUACAUUAUUUAAUGCAGAAAAGUUUAAAUCAUUGAAAUCAAAAUUUUUUGGUUUGUCUACACAGACUGCUGGUUUUUCAGCUAAUUCUGGUGUCCAGCUUUCUUCUGAAUCUGAAGGUAUAAAACGUUUACGACGCAGUAUUUUAGAUCCACGUUCAUAUCAAUCUCUAAGCUUUCUGGCGUUAUUAUUUACACCGAAGUGUAUUAUGCGACCAGAACCCUGUGUCCCGCCUAUAAUAGCCACAGUGGAGUUUUAUGGUCAGAGUGAUUUACCGCUUGGAUUAUUUUUGGAGAAGUUUUGUUUUAUGCAACAACAAUGUCGUAACCCGCUAUGCAAUGUUCCAAUGUCUGAGCAUAUCCAAAGAUUUAUUCAAACCUCAGGUUCAGUACAACUUACGAUAAGUAAGUUGACACAAGAUCCAUCUCGAUCAGAUGCAUUAGGAGAUCCACCAAAUCUAUGCAGUAAUAAUGAUUCAAAAUCACGUCCUAAGAGUCGAAUACUAAUGUGGUUAUUCUGUCCAAUAUGUCGAAUGAAUUCAGCUACCAGAUAUAUGUCUGCUGAUACAUGGCAUUUAUCAUUUGUAAAAUUCCUCGAUAUAAUGAUUAACAGUUCUAAUGAUUGGGCUCGUUGUGGUAUGAUUGGUAAAAAUUCAACAUAUUCACGUAGCACUUCAGGUAAUGAAUUGGAUUUAGUUGAAACACAGAAGCCGUCAUCACCUUCGACAGUUGGGAGUGGAGUAGUCAAUGGUCAGAAUAUGGAAUCCAUGUUAGAUUUCAGUUGUACGCAUUCUGUUCAUAAGUGUUUGCAGCAUUGUUUUUCUUUCGAUAGAAAACUAGCUGUUUUCAAAUAUCAACCUGUUAAUGUUUAUGAAAUUGUAAUGCCUCCUAGCGAGAUUCGUGUUUUCCCAGCUAAAAUCAAUAUCCCAAAGUUGGACAGUAAUAAUAAUAAUAAUAGUUCUGUUACACAUACAAGGCAAUCGUCUGUUGAAAAUAAGUCAGUUAUAAAUGAUAGUACAUUCUGUAAUCGUACUGAGAGUGCAGAUGUGACUAAUCAGUCUCAUAAUGUAUCAAACAGACUAGUACAAGAAUCAAAAAUUGGGACUGCCGCCUCUACUACUACUACUAGUACUACUAACUUACGCAAAUCAGUUGCUUUACCAACCUAUCUGUUUACAGAAGCAUCUGAAGUCUUGACAAAAUACUACACUAUACACACUGUAAUUAAAUGUCAUAUUGCCAAUCUACAAAAUGAGACAAUAUCUUGUGAAUUAUCUGCCAUGCUUGAAGCUUAUCUAAAAGUUCUUGAGUCUGAUUCUAGUCGCAUUCUAAUGGAUGAAAGAUCAGAAUUUUUAAAUUUUCUUCUCUAUCCAGACGAUGGUUAUCAGCAUGAUGAGAGACCUUUGAAGAAACAAGAUAAUCAUACCUCGGAUAUAUCACAGCCUGUGGACGGCAGUUCUAAAUCACAUGUUUCGGCUAAUGAGAACAACUGUGGAACUAUAAUGAAUUUCACUGAUCAGCAAUCAGCUAUAUCAGAUGUAAAUCAAAUCGAUUCUGCACUAACUUCAGAUCUUAAUGGUAAAAUCGUUUCCAGUAGUCAAUCAGAACAGCAGGCUAUACGAAAUCACUCGAAUAGUAUUUCUAGUGAUAAUAACAGCUCCGGAGAAACAACAGGGAUGCAUAAUGUUACACAGAAUGGAAUUCAAUAUCAUGAUUGGAUGAGAGUAGCAUCCAACUUAAAUCCUGUUGAACUAACAUAUAUUGUGCAAAGAUUAGUGAAUGAAUUGAAACGUUGGAUAUAUCGAUUUGUUUCUGAUUGGAAUUUCAGAUUUAAUGAAUACGAACUACUAAUGAAGCGGAUUGAGAAAAAUAUUCGUGAUACACGCAAAAAAGGCACAUCAUCCAAUGCUUCCACGACGCAUACAACUUCUGUUAAUCAGCUGUCAGCAAUCCAUCAUUCAACUCCUAUUCAAAUAGCAGUUACAACAACGACAACAACCACACCAGCAAAAGAGGCAAUGACAACAACAUACAAACAACAUCUGCGAAAACCUUAA
Molecule: messenger RNA, 5802 nt
Organism: Trichobilharzia regenti
Lineage: Eukaryota; Metazoa; Platyhelminthes; Trematoda; Strigeidida; Schistosomatidae
Source: the annotation of a GenBank genome assembly